Molecule: messenger RNA, 2731 nt
Organism: Silurus meridionalis
Lineage: Eukaryota; Metazoa; Chordata; Actinopteri; Siluriformes; Siluridae
Gene: slc2a1b
Product: solute carrier family 2 member 1b
Exons: 10
Coding region: 318-1793 (491 amino acids)
Biological process (GO): response to insulin; monosaccharide transmembrane transport
Cellular component (GO): apical plasma membrane; basolateral plasma membrane
Molecular function (GO): hexose transmembrane transporter activity
Source: RefSeq, a predicted model, not a curated record
AGCUGAAGAACAGCACGACUCGAGCAGAGACAUUCUUCAGCGGAGACUCGAGCGAAACCGGAAAAAAGCAGGAAAAACAGGAAAAAAAGCGUAUUAGAAUUAUUACAGGAUACAUUUUGAGGAUUUUCCUAUACACCGGGAAUCCAGCUAGCACACAAAAAAUAGGUAUUUGAUUUAUAGUCAGAAUAUUGACAGCAGGCACUUUUUUUUUUAGCUUCAUUUAUAUUUAGUUGUAAUUAUUUAUUUUAAUAAACAAUAAAGGACCAAGGAGAAAAAGUCCCACCUUCAGACGACUGAACAAGUUUUGACAAGCAACAAUGGAAGAGGAAAAGAAAAAAAUGACCUUCCAGCUAUUGCUGUCUGUUUUAACAGCUGUGAUUGGCUCUCUUCAGUUUGGUUAUAACACAGGAGUCAUCAACGCACCUCAGAAGAUUAUCCAGAGCUUCUACAAUGAGACAUGGUUUGACCGAUAUAGUGAGCCCAUACCUGAAUCCGCCCUAACAUCCCUGUGGUCUAUCUCAGUGGCCAUCUUCUCUGUGGGUGGGAUCUUUGGCUCGUUCUCUGUUGGUCUUUUUGUCAACCGCUUUGGAAGGAGAAACUCAAUGCUCUUUGUCAACGUGCUAGCCUUCGUCUCAGCAGCACUGAUGGGCUUCUCGAAAAUGGCAGCCUCGUGGGAGAUGCUGAUCAUUGGCCGCUUUGUGGUCGGGCUUUACUCUGGCCUUUCCACUGGGUUUGUACCCAUGUAUGUGGGUGAAGUGUCGCCCACGUCCCUCCGAGGAGCCAUGGGAACUCUGCAUCAGCUGGGCAUUGUUAUAGGCAUCCUUAUAGCGCAGGUGUUUGGCCUGGAUAUGAUUUUGGGCAACGCUGAACUGUGGCCCUUCCUGCUGAGCUUUACCUUCAUCCCAGCAUUGCUGCAGUGUGUCAUGUUACCCUUCUGCCCCGAGAGUCCUCGCUAUCUCCUCAUCAUCCGCAAUGAAGAGAACAAAGCCAAAUCAGCGUUGAAAAAGCUGCGUGGAACGACGGAUGUGAGCGCAGACAUGCAGGAGAUGAAGGAGGAGAGCAGGCAAAUGAUGAGGGAGAAGAAGGUGAACAUCCUAGAGCUGCUGACUUCGCCACUUUACCGCCAACCUUUGGUCAUCGCCGUCGUACUGCAGCUGUCACAGCAACUGUCUGGCAUCAACGCUGUCUUCUACUUUUCCACGAGCAUCUUUGAGACAGCUGGUGUGAAGCAGCCUGUGUACGCCACUAUCGGAGCGGGAGUCGUCAACACGGCUUUCACUGUGGUGUCGCUGUUUCUAGUGGAGAGAGCUGGCCGCAGGUCGCUGCACCUAACAGGGCUGAUGGGUAUGGCUGUGUCUGCAGUUCUGAUGACUAUUGCCCAGGCAUUGCAGGUCCAGGUCCCGUGGAUGUCAUACAUGAGCAUCAUUGCUAUUUUUGCCUUUGUGGCAUUCUUUGAAAUUGGACCAGGCCCUAUCCCUUGGUUCAUCGUAGCUGAGCUGUUCAGUCAAGGCCCCCGACCUUCUGCUUUUGCCGUAGCUGGUUUCUGCAACUGGACAGCCAACUUCAUAGUGGGAAUGUGCUUUCAGUAUGUGGCGAACCUUUGUGGUGCAUACGUUUUUAUCAUCUUUACUGUCCUGUUGCUCAUAUUCUUCGUCUUCACCUACUUCAAAGUCCCGGAGACAAAAGGCCGAACAUUUGAUGAGAUCUCCGCUGGUUUCCAACAUACUGCUCCAGGCAUAGAGAAAGCAUCACCUGAGGAGAUGAACAGCCUGGGUGCAGAUUCCGAGCUUUAAACCCCACCUCAUUUUAUUUCCUCACACUCCUUCACACAACUACUGAGAGAGGAACAUGCUGGCUGGAAAAUCCAUUUCUCUCUCUGCGAAAACCAGACUGUUCUUCCUUUUUUUUGAGCAUAUGUACAUAUGUGGCGAGAGGUGGGAAUGCUGUAUUUAGAGAUUUUCAAAAUUGUUUUAUAUAUGUACAUGAGAAAACAUUUAACUUUUUUAACCUUUGUAUCUGUUACCUUGUCUCAGACAAAAUUAUUUUUAUAUCAAUCAUUCCUGUUGUCCACCAGCAUACCUUUAUGGCCUAAAAAAAUGCGGCUUUGAUCGACAUACCGAAUUCCACAGAACUAGCUUUAGGAUCGGGCCUUUUUUAACCAAAGCGAUGUGAAGCUGUUGAGUGAAUGUUGUAUUAGCUAGGGGCAGGAACAUAUAGAGGGAUACUUUGAAUCAGUUGUUGUGUACUGAGGUCCUCAUGGUUUCUCCUUUUAUAGACUUCCUUUCCCAGUCAUUUGUGUAAUAUCAAACAGAGAUCCUAUUUAUUUUACAAAUGAUUUUACAUAUUGUCUGUAAGCAUGAUUUUAAGAAGGUCCAGGAGAAUUAUCCUGAGCUCUGUUUACUGUCUCUAUUGUCGAGUUUCCUCCUACCCCUAAAAUCACCUGGCCCUUAUAUUUAUCUGUGUGGGUGUGUCUGUGUGUGUGCAUGUCUGUUUUUGGCUUCGGAUGCACCACAUCUCCUUAAUUAGAGAAACGGUUAUAUACAAAAGUCUGAUGUGUUUUAAAACUAUGAAUGUAUUUACAUUUGUAUGUGUUCUUUGAUUUGCUAACUUCAGAAACAAAAGUUGCACUGACAUUGAAAAUAUUUCUAAAUGACUAAAAAUGAUCCUAAUCACAGAUUACAUGUCUUUUUUUUUUAAUUAAUUAAAAUUCCACAUGACUGUAUAUCAUUCA